AUAAGGAUACUUUCACUUUUGUACCAAAAGGAACAUAUUUAAAUAUCCAACUCAACACAAUAGAAAGAAGAUAGUAGCAGAAAUUUGCUCCUGCAAACCCACCAGCCUCUUACAUCUGCCAAUUACCCCAAGAAACCAGAAUGUUCUAGAAAAAGAGAACAAGUAGGGAUAGUGAUAUCCUCAAGCUUUUUAAUUCAGGAAUGGUAGUGCUUUGUAUCAUCAAAAGUACACCUAAAACCUCAUUUAACACUAGUCUCUGCAUAUGUGUCAGUGUAUUAUCCUGCUUUCAUUGGAAAUAACAGAGUGACAAUGAACUUUAAAACAACCUUUAAAUUAUGACAAAAGAGCUAGUUUGGAAAAGACUUUCAGGUAAAAUCUAAAAUCACUGAAAAAAAGGCAAAAAACCCCCAAAAAAACAAAAAAGAAAACCAAACCAACCAACCAACCAAACAAACAAAAAACCAAAAACACAAAAAACCAAACCAAACCAAAAACAAAAAAACAAUCUUGCAGGGGAACUAAAAGCAUCAAUUUUAAAAUGUUGCACAUAAUAUUACUCACUGAUGCUCUCUUUUUCAAAGCUCAGAGACUCUGAUAUUUUCAAAUAUCUGAAAAGCAAACAACAGAAAUUCAUAUGAAUCUGAUGAUGAAGGAAUUUCUGUUCAGAGUGAUAUAUGCUUCUUAGAAGGUACAAAAUGUUAUUAAACUCUCAGGUAUAACAGCUGAGAUGUGGAGAACUUACUGCAAACUACUGAGAGUUUGAAUGCAACCUGUACAAUGUCUUCUAGUUAAGAAAGAAUUUAAACAGUGUUAUGUCACUCUUUAAAGUAAAGAGAAUAUUCACUGAUAAAAGGUGUAACACUGUUCAGCAUGGCAGGGAGGAGAUGAGGAGGAGGCUGUGAAAGUAACUCAAGCUUUUUCAAGGCUUUGUAAUGCAAGUACUUGGGAAAUGGAACAGAGCAAUAAAACAUAACAUCCUUUCAGAAGGCAAUAGAGCAAAGAAUUUGUGGAUGACUGCUCUGUUUUCUACAACAGACACGAUGUCUUAUUUUAGUGGGACAUAGUACACAUUUCAGUGUAAUUUCUUUGUAGGCUUUCUGUCCUUCAAAACUCUUACUCACCCAUUUUAACUCACUUUGGUGAUUUUUAUUUCCCUUUUUUCACAAAUUUUGAUGAUAUAUUUUAACCAUGAUGUGUAUUGGUUGAGUAAUAGUUCUGCAAUCACUUGUGUUUGCUUCAUCUCUUCCAACAUCUGUGUCUUUGGUUUUAUUCACUGAAGGUGGGGUUUUUUUCCCAUUCAUGCUUUUUUUUUUACAUUCACGCUAAUUUUGUGCAUCUACUGUAGCAGACUUGAAAGUGAGCUAACUGAUCACCCACAGAAAACAGGCUUCCUGUAGCAGGAUGAUGGGAAAUGAUGCACAACCUUGUAAGAAUCUCAUGGUACAGUCUGAGAUACGAUGAAGGCUACUAGAGCCAGGGGAGCCCUUUGCAAAUGCAGGGGCUGAAAGGCUUCAAGUGUUAUUCAUGGGAGGCGCAGAAGCAGGGAUAAAAACAGCAAUGAGAAGUGAAACAGAGGACAGAGAAGAGCAGCACCCAGCAAGUGCUGGCAAAGGCUUGAGAAUGUGUUUGUGCUGUUUCCAGGGACACACAAACCAAGUGCAUUCUCUGUCACCAUGCUGGACUUAUACCUAGCCUCUUGGCACCAGACACCAGGUGGCACAGGGCUGUGGUUUGAGAUUGGCAGUGUGUGGCCAGGGUGUGAGCCAGUAGAUGAACAGGAAGGCCAGGGACCAUCACAUUGUUUGACAUGAGAGAGCUCCCUGACUGGCCAGAUUCAUAUGGACAAUGUUGGGACUUGCCUUCAUAUAAGUUGUGAGACAUCUGCUGUCACUGGAGCCACUGGCAGGAUUUUGCUAGCCAGGGAAGAAAGGACUGGUCUCGGCAAACUGGAUGGACCCCUUGACAAACAAGCUCAGUGCAGCUGUUCCCUGUACACAGAGGAUUCCCAGAACUGAGUGGGAGAGAUAUGCUGUGCCUGAUAUCACUCAUGUUCUUCUCUCAUAUGCUCUAUAUGAUCCAGCUAGACCCCAAAGUUUAUAGGAGGACAGAAGUACAAGGACAACUCCUGCACAAAAUCAGCCACACAUGAGCUUUCCCCAAAAAGAGAAGAGCUCUCCUGCUCACUGCUAUGACCACUCCACUGGAAGAUGCAAUGGACACCUUGAUCAGGAUUUUUCAUCACUACUCGGGCAAAGAAGGAGACAGAUACAAGCUCAGUAAAGGAGAACUGAAGGAGCUCCUCACCAGUGAGCUCACUGACUUCCUUUCAGGCCAAAAGGACCCCUUCCUGGUUGAUAAAAUUAUGAAUGACCUGGACUCCAAUAAGGACAAUGAAGUGGAUUUUAAUGAAUUUGUCAUUUUAGUUGCUGCUUUAACAGUGGCAUGUAAUGACUUCUUUGAAGAACAGCUAAAGAAAGAGGAAUUUUAAAAAUCCUCGGUAUAAUCAAUUUCCUGGCCACAAAUGCAAGCAAGGCAUGCCUAGUUAGGUAGCCCUCAUUGGUGUUUAGUGAAUGUAAACCAUAAUUCCUCCAACUGUUUCUGCUCUAAGACAUUUAUGGAGUUAAUCAGCAGCUGGUGUAAGCUGGACCACAGCCAGCUUACACUACUUGAGAUGUGUAAUAUUUCCAGUCUUUGCAGUCCAUGCAUCUGCAACAUGCCUUCAUCAGUUGCCCAGGUCAAGGGCUUGGGGUGACAGAUCAUUUGGCACAAGCUGAGACUUCCAUUUCUUCAAUGUCAGUGGAAAGUAAAAGGCAUAGGAAUGUUACUUAGAUACUAUCUGAAUGAAAAAAAAAAAAUUGAAAUGAGACAUAACAUUUGCAAUUUAAUUUUCAGUCAUUUUAUAAUAAUCUUAUUUUGCAGCUCAAAACCAGUAGAUUCUUUUUAGCUGAGUUCUGCUUAUUCUAAAACCUUUGUUAGCUGUUGCUCCAAACACUCAUAUUUCAGAUGUGGUCACAGCUGUCUCUUGCUGCUGGAGCAUACAAUACUGCUUGCCAUUAUUAUGGGUUCAUUUCCUCCUGUCUCCAGCUUCAAUUUUGUUCUGUUGGCAUUGCUGCAUCCCAGUAGUCAACCUCUUCACUUGGCAUAAAUCAAUUUACUCAUAUCAUAAAUUAUUCAAAUACAUAGUGAAUUUAGUCAGCAAAUUGCUUGGAGAGCUGAUGGAAGGACUGGGUCUUUGGGGGAAAUGUGUAAAUGCCUUCUGCUUUGACUACUUUGGCAUGGUUAAAAGGAGGCCUUUUAGGACCACUUGUGGAAGAUUUAAUUAUGAAAUUCCAGGGUACAACUUUGCAAUGUGAGUCAUCUUAUGGAAAAACAAUUAUUUCAUCUCUACACUGACCCCCACCCUGUAUGGAAGAAGGGGUUCCCUGAGCCCCAUGGGCAGGUAAAGAGAAAGUAGGCCAGCCCCUUACAGUGUUAGCUUGCUCUUGGGUUGAGUUAAGAGUAUUUACACACUCCUGUUUGAAUUAAGCAUACUUCUGAAGCCCUGCAAGUCCUCAGUGGCAGGAUAUUGUGGCUUUUUUUCCUGCAUGGAGAGCUCUCUUAUUUCCUUGUUUUUUUGCUGGUAACUUCAAACUAUAAUAAAGGGCAUCUGAGCUAAAUGAAGAAUUUCUGUUUGUGUAAGACAUUAUUAAAAAACCACUCACCAAUGAAGAUGUGCCCUGCUAGGCAACAUUUGAGGAAUGUAGUUCACUUGUCUCUCCUUCCCAGGCAUCCAAACAUCAUUUAGCAAAGUGCACAUUUGUAUGAAAUUACAUAUGAUUAAGAAUAAGUAAUUUAUUAUAAGCAGGAGACUUUGCAGGAUGUAGUAAGUGUAAUAAAGGGCAGGCAUCAUCCUAAGAAGGGGGCCACCACUAAUGGUGUUAUCCCAGAAGAAAAACAAACUGCAAUGGUGACAGUGCCACAGCAUACUUUAAUCCUUCAACAACAAAGUUAUACAGGAUUC
Passer domesticus (house sparrow) is the source of this 4000-nucleotide messenger RNA. It is a transcript of the gene S100Z, whose product is annotated as S100 calcium binding protein Z. The record is from RefSeq and is a predicted model, not a curated record. Lineage: Eukaryota; Metazoa; Chordata; Aves; Passeriformes; Passeridae. The transcript has 5 exons. Gene Ontology annotation, molecular function: calcium-dependent protein binding; calcium ion binding. Bases 2189 to 2488 code for a protein of 99 amino acids.